ACGAACACAAACACACCCUUUUUCCUCCAAAUUCCACAAACAAAGGCUAUUCUUUCUUCCAUACUUUCAACCAUCUUUUAUGGCAUUGUACAUACUUCCCAUUCUCCUGGUUCUAUCUCUAUCAGGAGCUGAAGCGGCUGUGUUUACAUUGCAAAACAAAUGUAGGAACACAAUAUGGCCGGGGAUUCUACCUGGGAGUGGACAAAUUCAGCUAAUGAAUGGAGGGUUUCAGCUUAACCCUGGUGAAGUUGUAAAUGUUACUGCACCUAAGAAAUGGUCAGGCCGGUUCUGGCCUCGUCGUUUUUGCAAGUUCGAUUCCGCUGGUAAUGGACAAUGCUUGACAGGAGACUGUGGUGGCAAGCUACAAUGUACUGGAGCUGGCGGUGCACCACCAGCAACACUUGCUGAGUUUACCUUAGAUAGUCCUGUGGAUUACUAUGACGUUAGUCUCGUUGAUGGCUAUAACGUACGUGUUUCAAUAGAACCUUUGAGCGGUACAGGGCCUACAUGUAAACCAAUUAGUUGUCUUGCGGAGUUGAAUAGGCUCUGCCCUGUGGGAUUGCAAGUGAAGAGAAAUGGUCAUGUUGUGGCGUGCAAGAGUGCUUGCUUGGCCUAUAACACACCUGAAUAUUGUUGUACUGGUGCAUAUGCCACCCCUGAUUCAUGCAAGCCUACCGGUUAUUCCAAGGUGUUCAAGGCUGUUUGCCCCACGUCUUAUAGUUAUGCCUAUGAUGAUCCCACAAGCACUUUCACUUGCCAAGAUGGUAAUUAUUUGAUUAGGUUUUGCUGAAUAUAUAAUGUAAAAAAGAAAGAAAUGUAUGUGUGUGUAUUGCAAAAUUAUGAUGAGAAGUAAACUCUCCACGGAU
Quercus lobata is the source of this 866-nucleotide messenger RNA. RefSeq names its product thaumatin-like protein. The record is from RefSeq and is a predicted model, not a curated record. The coding region runs from base 80 to 790 and encodes 236 amino acids. NCBI's taxonomy places the organism in Eukaryota, Viridiplantae, Streptophyta, Magnoliopsida, Fagales, Fagaceae. The transcript has 2 exons.